AUGAUGACAUUGGAAAAUAAUAUUGGUGACGGAAAAUCCUUGUGGAAACAGAGCGCACGGUGGAUCAAAUAUGAACAAGACGUCGAAGGUGCCUUUACUCGCUUCAGCAAGCCCUACAUCACUCUGCUCCAUAUGCAGCGAAGAAAUUGCCUGAAGAAAGGAGUGGUGCUCUUGGACGUCGUGGAGACGGGAUUCGAUGACAUUGCCAGAACGAUCGUCAAACAGUGGGGCCAACGAGGACUGGUGAAUAAUGUAGUAUCCGACAUAGUCCUACAAGUUAUGCUGUCCCCCAAAUAUCAUCUUGGAGCUGUUCCAGGAGAAAACUACUUUGGAAAAGCCGGCGGACACGUACGAAUUGUUCGAGAUGAAAACGGCACAGCAAAAUUUGCCGAGAAUGAGAAUGAAGAUGAUGGUGACGACCAAGACCUCCUUAGCCAUCCUCAGCCAUUACGUGAUAUCAUCAAGGCUAAUCGGAGAAUUCUGAAGAAGCUACCAACAAACACGGAAGGGGCAGCUAUUCUGACCGGCUACGUGUCCUGUCUGGAUCGACCUGUUUCGGCUUUCGUACGAUUGAAAGUGGCACAGGUAGAGCGUUUAUAA
Messenger RNA from Cooperia oncophora, 600 nucleotides. The record is from the annotation of a GenBank genome assembly. Lineage: Eukaryota; Metazoa; Nematoda; Chromadorea; Rhabditida; Trichostrongylidae.